Molecule: messenger RNA, 2109 nt
Organism: Scylla paramamosain (green mud crab)
Lineage: Eukaryota; Metazoa; Arthropoda; Malacostraca; Decapoda; Portunidae
Product: extended synaptotagmin-1-like
Exons: 11
Coding region: 268-1659 (463 amino acids)
Cellular component (GO): endoplasmic reticulum membrane; extrinsic component of cytoplasmic side of plasma membrane
Molecular function (GO): calcium ion binding; phosphatidylinositol binding; calcium-dependent phospholipid binding
Source: RefSeq, a predicted model, not a curated record
AAUCAGUCUGUCAUUUGCCAAGUGUGUGUGUGUCAGGAAAUGUAACCCCAACAACUUGAACUUAAUAUGUCAAGUUGAUAUGGUUAUAAAAGAAAUAUGAAAUUGAGAUAAUCCAUAUACUCGUACUCUCUAUUCUUACAAAACCAUUAUUAGUGUCAAAUAUCCGUGUGAAUACCUCAAAUCCACUGCAUCCUCUGCCACAGAACAUUCCCCAACUGUGCACUGGAAGGAGGCAAGACAGUGUGUGUUCCUUGUGUUGCCUGGAAAAUGGAACACUUGUCCCAAAUAUCAACCACUGGAGACUUCUAUCAGUUCCUGAAGGUGGUCUGUGUGUGGCUGAAAACUUUUCUUUAUUUUGAUUUCUUGCUUUUUCUGAAGUACUUCUUGGCCUGUUUGGUUGUGCACUGGGUGGCAAGUGCUAGCCUGGGCUGGCUGGCUGCUGCUGUGUGCUGUAAAACGCUGUAUGACACAUGGGGAAGCAGGAACAAGGCUGCAGGGACACCAGAGGCUGACAAGAGAAAACCAGCGUAUCCAUCAGGGCAGAGCUUGGAGUCAUCGUUCAAUGGAGAAACAACGAAAUGGUUAAACAAGAUCAUCCACCAGCUGUGGCCAUAUAUAGGUGAAUACGUCUAUGACACACUCAAGUUUUACAUGGAGCCUUUAUGGUUCGAUGACAUCAGCAUUGGGGACACUCCCUUCUCACUGAAUAACAUCAAAGUCUUAGAUACAACUGAAGAGAUUGUGCUGGACAUGAACAUUUUGUACAGAGGUAACGCCAAGAUUACCACUGGCAUGGCUUUACACCUGAACAAUCUGAAGAUUGAAGGCAGGAUGCGAGUAGUGCUGAAACCUUUGCUGCCACAGAUUCCCUUCAUUGGAGGACUGCAGGUUUCUUUCCUUGAGGAGCCAGAUAUCACUUUCACCAUCUGUCUAUUGAAUGUGCUUCCCAUGAGAUUUUGCAGUGUCAAUGAAAACGUGAGGAAGGAGAUAAUUGCUAACUUGAUGGUGGCACCCAAAUGCUGGUCCAAACGACUGGUGGAGGACAUCCCCAUUGAGGAGUUCGAGAACAUAUCCCCAGCUGCACAGCGGGUGGAACAGCAGAGUGACAAUGGUGGAGGAAGACAAAGGGCAAUGGAAGUGGCACAAGAAUGUGACAACACCCCAGAAGAAGGAGACACGCUGGAAGGGGCAGGGGAGGUAGGGACAUCUCUUUACCUGAGCCAGGACACCCCCACACCAGCUGCUGAUGAAGUGGAUGCCCCCACCAAUCAGAGGCACCUCAGCAGCAGUGGCAGCUUGGGCCGCAUCAAGCUGUCAGUACAUCAUGGUACGCGGAACAACCUGGUGGUGUUGAUACACUGUGUUGAGAUCCUACGAAAUGAACAAGGCAGAGAGCUCCCAGACAUGUAUGUCCAGCUGUACCUGCUCCCAAAGAGGAACAAGAAGAGCAAACGCGCAAAAAAGCUUGAGUAUGAUGACAGAUUUGAGUAUGAGUUGCCGCUGAGAGAAGACGCCACGCUGGAAGUGACCAUCAUUAUUAGCAAGAAGCACAAAAAGCGCUCAGUACUGGGGCAGGUGUGCCUGCCCCGUCGCUUGCUGGAAUCCGAAAUAGUGGAGCAAUGGUAUGACCUUUGUCCUUGUGAAGACAGGGACAAGUGAGGCCCAGGGAGUGCCUGGGAGUGUGUUCAAUUGGAUGGGCUGAUUGAUUAUUUGAUACACUGAUUGAAGGCACUGACUGAUUGAAGACUGGAGAGGCAGCUAGCUGGCUGGGAGCCCCAAGAAGUGUUAAGGGAGGCUGCCUGGCCCCUGUGAGUCAAAUUAUAUAGUUGUGGGCAUAAAUCAAGUAACCUUCAUGAUUUUCUUCCACUGUUUUGUCUUUUCCUUCAGUCUUAAGUCCUUUAAUUUGCUGAAAAUCUUACAAAAUCAUAAGACUUAACUAUUCUGCCUAUAUACCAGGCUGGCAAUCUCACACAGGGUGGUCCAGACAAAGCACCGCACUCACACACACACACACACACACACACACACACACACACACACACACACACACACACAUACACACACACACACACACACACACACACACACACACACACACACACACACACA